AUGGCGCAGGACGGCGACCUUCUGCCUGGAGCUGUUGGAGGCGGUUCCGAGACCGUUGCUGGCGACGUCUCCUUGUUGGUGCUUCGCAGGUUGCUGUCCAGCCUUUCGUCGACGUCAUCACGCGGCGCUUUGCUUGGCAUGAUGUGCAGACGGUUGGUUGGGUGCCUCAAGAAUGCCACCAGUGCAUGGACAGCUGACGCUGGCCAUGCCGGAGUUGAACGUCUGGCUUUGCUGUGGGAAACCUGCGGCCUCUGUUUGCGAGUGAGCGCCUGUGGUCAGCAGCACUGCGAAGAACUUGUGAAGGCUGCUUGCCCCAUAUUGCAUCAUUGCAUGGUGUCCAGUGAUGACAGCCUGUCACAUCUGCGAAACGUGGUUCUGAAGGCCCUUCACGCGUUGGGCUCGGAGCCACAAUUCUCGGAUAUGUUGAGAAGCCCUCCUUGCUCCAACCGAGACUCCCUUCUCUUCUUUCUUGUAGACUUGAUUGGGAAAAACACGGGGGCUGCUGUCCGAUUGAUUGUUGGCACUCUUGCUGCCGCUUCUUCGACCAGUCGCGAGCUUUGUGAGACACUCAGCAAGUUUCAUGUGGAGAACUCCUAUUGGCGGCAGUUAAGCCGGGGGCUUGGAGCUGAGCUGGCAGAGCAUCUCGGAGACAGUAAUGAUGAUGCAUGUUGCAGCUUCGCAGCCUCUUUGGCACGGGUCUUCGCCAGCUUCGUUCUCAGUUCAUGCACCAGUGAGGAACAUGCCGAAGUUCAAAUCAACUUUGCUAUUGGUGGGCUUCUUCUCGCAUGGCUGGCGCAGGGUUCGCAACAUGCGAGCCGCGCUCUAAAGCAGUAUUUGGGAUCGUCGAGGUCACUUGUUGAUCUUCUUCGAACAUUUACGGUCUUUCAGGACCAUUGUGGAAUGUUGACAGAUGCCUCGCUUAUCAGCAUGCACAAGCUGAUGACGUCACUGACGUCAUUAUCCGAUGUCGAUGGGCUUGUGCGGUUUGACACAUCGAUGGAUGUUUCAGGGACAUCGAUGCUGUAG
Symbiodinium sp. CCMP2592 is the source of this 1026-nucleotide messenger RNA. The record is from the annotation of a GenBank genome assembly. NCBI's taxonomy places the organism in Eukaryota, Dinophyceae, Suessiales, Symbiodiniaceae.